Anisakis simplex (herring worm) is the source of this 306-nucleotide messenger RNA. The record is from the annotation of a GenBank genome assembly. Lineage: Eukaryota; Metazoa; Nematoda; Chromadorea; Rhabditida; Anisakidae.
AUGCUUGCAGAAAGUAAUGGUGAGGUACCAAACAGUGAAGUGCAAUGCUCACAAUCAGAUGGAACGAAAUCUGAAAGAGAUGAAAUCUCGUUGAGUUUAAUACGUCGUUCAGUUGAAAAUGAGGUGUUGUCGUCGAAUGAAUCAGGUGAAUCGACGAAAACAACGAAGAAAUUGUGUGAAUAUAAGCGUGCAUGGCAACGAGCGCCUUUAGCAGUUGCGAAACGUAACGAAAGAGAACGCACCCGUGUGCACACUGUUAAUCAGGUGGGUGUAUUGCUUUUGUCAACGGUUGAUCAGUGGAAAUAA